Messenger RNA from Chelmon rostratus (copperband butterflyfish), 1941 nucleotides. It is a transcript of the gene tmem9b, whose product is annotated as TMEM9 domain family, member B. Lineage: Eukaryota; Metazoa; Chordata; Actinopteri; Chaetodontiformes; Chaetodontidae. The record is from RefSeq and is a predicted model, not a curated record. Bases 160 to 723 code for a protein of 187 amino acids. The transcript is spliced from 5 exons. Gene Ontology annotation, biological process: positive regulation of canonical NF-kappaB signal transduction. Gene Ontology annotation, cellular component: lysosomal membrane.
UGGAGGUGUUUAUACAUCCACGGUUUAUCCCUGAAUUAGCUUGAUGGCAAACGUCGUCAGUUAUUAGGGUGUUUUUUUUACACUACUGGCGUUGUUUCUGGAAACAGUUUAGCGGCUGUUGAAAGGCUGGAAACUAAAAUUCUGUGACCGUCUGUAAAUAUGAAGUCUGCGCUUCUUCUCGAGGCUUUCUCUUUGGCUUGUUUUGUGCUAUUAAGCCAAGUGACAGCGAAGAAUUCUGAAGACAUCCGUUGUAAAUGCAUCUGUCCGCCAUACAGAGACAUCCAGGGACAAAUCUACAAGCAAAAUGUUUCCCUCAAAGACUGUAACUGUCUCCAUGUAGUUGAACCCAUGCCAGUUGACGGAAAAGAUGUAGAGGCUUACUGUUUGCGCUGCGAGUGUAAAUAUGAAGAGAGGAGCUCAGGGACCAUUAAGGUUACCAUCAUAAUGUACCUCUCCAUUCUGGGCCUGCUGCUGCUCUACAUGGUCUACCUGACCCUCCUGGAGCCCAUGUUGAAGAGGCGUCUGUUUGGACACUCGCAGCUUAUCCAAAGUGAUGACGAUGUUGGGGACCAACAGCCUUUCGCCAAUGCUCACAACGUUCUGUCCCGCUCACACUCUCGACCCAACAUGCUGAACAAGGUGGAGCACGCUCAGCAGCGCUGGAGGAGGCAGGUCCAGGAACAGAGGAAGUCUGUGUUCGACCGCCAUGUUGUUCUCAGUUAAACUGCCGUGUGAACAAGAGUUACUGGUGGAGCAAGAAAACAAAACAAAACAAAACAAAAAACCCCACUGUGACAGAACCCUCAGUUUAUAUCGCUUCCUUUCUCUCAUUUGUGGUUUGUAGCUCAUCAAAUGUGACACUUCUGAGGUGAACAUGGUGAAGAAAUCUGGAUCUGUAGAGCAAGAGUCCCUGGCAGAUGUGUAAUCAAAGCUGGGAGCUCUUAUUUAGUCUGCAGGCAGCACAAGAGAUUACAGAGAAUUCAUUUUUGCACAAUCUUGAACGAGCAGUCUUAAAUAGAGUUUCCAAAAGCUCAAUUUCCUCUCUGCCUGCAGUCGGGUUUGCAGGGGUGCCAAGUCAUGGGAGAAUUUGCAAUGAAACAUUUGAUGGUAGAGACUAAUAAAUGUGAGAUAAAAAUAAAUCUUUCAAUUAAAUACAUCAUAAAGUGAAUACUUUCUCUCUGGCCACAGUGUCAGGUGCCAUCAGUCCAAAGCCGAACAGUCUUUCACUUACUUACAAACCAAGCUGGCUUUGAGACUAAACAUCCAGAUGUUGGCUGAUGCCGCUCAUCAUAGCUGGAUAACUGAACCAGUAAUGACCUGUUAACGUGUAGCUGGUGGGCAUUUCCCACCCAAAAACUAACUGGAAGUACUGCUCUCACCACAGGAGAAAGGAAAUAGUGUAAAACUGAAAAUCUUUCAGCCUUCUUUUGAAGAUGCAUGUUUUAUAAUACAUCUUUUAUAAGUGUGUUUUCAAUCCGUCAUUCCUACCAUGAUGUUUAAUGUCUCAUAACUGGUGUGAAAUCCAUUGUUUAAUGCAAUACUUGGCAUUUGAUACUUACAAAUAGUUCCACUGAACCUCGUUGCUGAAAUCGAUGCCAUUUCUUGGUGAUGUCAUAGUAAACGUAGCCGUGCUAUUGAUCCUCAUCUGUUGAUCAUCUGCUGAAAUCAGUGCCCUCUUCAACUGCCUCAGCAAAUGUCUUGUCUUAUAUUUUAGCACUUUUGUAUGCUUGGUCAAACAUCAGUUCCAUUAUGAAGGUCUUUAUUAUUAUUAUGACAGAGCUGUGUUACUCUUGAGUUCAUAGAAGUUUAUUUUGUGUAUAUUGGGGCUGUGUACAUGGGCAGAGUGGAUGAAGAACCACUGUUGGGAGACCUAUGAAAGUGUUCUUAACUAUUGUAUAUGUGAACCUUUAACUUUGAAAUAAAUUUAUGUAAUAUUUGUGA